Molecule: messenger RNA, 1045 nt
Organism: Halteromyces radiatus
Lineage: Eukaryota; Fungi; Mucoromycota; Mucoromycetes; Mucorales; Cunninghamellaceae
Product: cyclin domain-containing protein
Exons: 2
Coding region: 111-641 (176 amino acids)
Biological process (GO): regulation of cyclin-dependent protein serine/threonine kinase activity
Cellular component (GO): nucleus; cyclin-dependent protein kinase holoenzyme complex
Molecular function (GO): cyclin-dependent protein serine/threonine kinase regulator activity; protein kinase binding
Source: RefSeq, a predicted model, not a curated record
UUUUCUUUCUUGUUUUUUGUUUCCUUUCUUUUCUUGUUGUUUUUUUUUAUACACACACACAAUUAAAUAUAAUAUCAUUCUAUUAUUAUUUUUUUCUUCCUUUGAUUUCAAUGAAUAUUCCAACUACUCCUACUGUAUGUUCUAGAAGUCCUGAAGCAUUAUUAUCUUUUACGACCAUAACAGCGACUUCAUUGAUACCAUGUUCCAAAACACGUUCGAUACAAACUAAAAUGACAGCAGCACGAUUACCACCUUUAAAUGAAUUCAUUGCUACGGUAUUUCAACGAUCACAACUUCCACCUUGUGUUUGUUUAGUAUCACUGAUAUAUUUACAACGACUUAAAAUGAGUUUACCUCGUCAUGCUCGUGGUGAUGUAGAUACACCUUAUCGUCUCUUUUUAGCUGCUGUUCUUACUGCAAGUAAAUUCAUGUCUGAAACAGGUACUUGUUUAACUAGUCAAGCCAUCACUGAAAUGACCGAUCACGUUUAUACUCCCAAAGAUGUGAAUCUAAUGGAAAGAAGUUUUCUUGGCCUAAUCAAGUAUGAUUUAUUCGUCAAUGUUCAAGGUAUCAAGGAUUAUUUGGCUAUGCAUGGUAAAAUAUUGGAAAUGGACCUUAUUGAAGAUGUUUUGGAUGCUUGAUUCUCAAAAAAAAAAAAAAAACUCCCUCUUUGACCUCCCGCCGCACUCUCUCCCGCCCUAUCUUGUAGUAUAUCUCCCUUUUUUUUUUUCUUAUCUUAUCUAUUGUGUAUAUAUACUUUUUGUAGUUAUUAUUUUUUUUUUUACUAUUGAUUCCUUCAUUUUAUUAUUCUUAUUGAUGAAUUGUAUAUAUCUAUAUCUAUCUAUCUUACCUGUUGUAAAUAAAGUACAUAUAAUCCAUAAUAAUAAUAUAUGUUAUUGACCGUGGAAACUUAUUUACAAAUAGUUGUAGUACCGAAUCACUCCGUUCAAUCAUCAUCUGACUGGCUGUGUUUUGACCUAGAAUUGGGGGGUAGGAGGAGAAUAGAAUUUUUUUUUUUUGUUGUUAUUGUAUUGUUUAAAUGUGG